CUUAUAUACAAAACCUGCCUAGGCAUUCUAACCUAAUUGCAUAAUAGCAAGCCCUGCACUAAGUGGAAAAGACAUUAUGUUCAUUAAUAGGAAGUUACUUUUCUCCAAAUUUAUUCGGUGCAAUUUCAAUGAAAAUCCAGCAUGUUUUUGACAUAGAACUUGUAAAAUUGACCUCACAAUUCCUUGAAAAGCGGAAGCAAAAUACUAAGGAUACCUGUGAAGAAAAGUGAGGUGUGAGACUUGUCCUAUUAGUUAGCAAGCUUUAGUAAAAAGAAAGCUGGAGUAAUCAAAAGCAUGGCAAAGCAAACUGACCAGUGGGAGUUGCUAAAAUAGGAUUGAGAAACAAAUGGAAAUUUGACGACAUGGCUCAUCCAGAGGAAGCAUUCUCAACUCAGUAAAUGCAAAUGAGACAGUUGAGUUCGCCCUAAGGGAGAAUAUGUAAUUAGAUCUCUGUAUAGUACCAGGCACAAAAAAUAAAUUCUUGAGGAGGGAAGACCAAUUUAAAGUAAAGCCUUAAUAUCUAUAUAAAAACCAGAGGGAGAUAUUUUUGUGACUUCUGGGCAAAAAAAAUUUUUUUUUAAUGCUUACGUAAAGUCAUAAUACUCAGCAUUUGUAAAGACUCCAAUAAGAAACACACCUACUUGAGAAGUGAAUAAGAAAUCCAAAUGGAUGUUUUAAGGAAGCGGAAAAGCAAACAGCCAACAGCGUUUAAAGAGGUUACUCUUGUUCGUGAUUACAAAAGAUCUCAAUUUACACUCACUAAAAUGGCAAAUUGAAAAGUGACAAUUCCAGGAGAUCAUGUAUACUUGUAACAAAGGAAACUCACUGUGCUGGUGUCGGUGUAACUGGAAAACAAGAUGGAUUGCUGACUAUCAAACAGCCUAUUAACUGGUACCUGAAAUUUUUUUUUUUUUUUUUUGGAAAGGCAGAUUUUUGCUAAGCUAUUUUUUAUUAUGGUUUUAUGAUACAGUUCCAUAGGCUCUGAGAUCUCCCUCCCCUGCUGCUCUCCCCUCUGAGGUAUUACAGUGGGUGGUUCUUUAUGAACAGUCUUAGGUCCGUCAUGCAGUUAUUGGGGUGUUCCCCACAUCGUGGGCAUAGACGAUGUCGCAGAAUCCCGUGUCCUGCUGUUAGGAUCAUUUCAUCUCAUUGGGAGUCCGUAUUUCGUCUGGAUGCAAAGACACAGACUGCGCUUUGUCUCCACUUUUUGAUACCUGAACUCUUACAAACUUGGCGAAAACACGAAAGAGGCUAGAAUGAAUAUCUACAAUAAAAUUGUUGAUACAUAGGUCCUGAUCUGAAAAGAACCCAGAUGUCUAUCAGCAAGAAAAAUCAACGAACUCUCUGUGGAAUAGCGUCAGGGCAGAAUGUUAUUCAGCCAUGGGAGUGAAAGAACGCAGGCGCGGAGGAGCCCUCGGGCGGCAGAACGCUGAGGAACCAGUGGGCACCGAAGACUGCGGUGCCAUGGCCCCAUGGUGUGCAACGCCCAAAUACGAACAAGACCGAGUCCUGCUGCUUAAGGGCACGUGCAUGUGUAGAUGUGGUAACGAAACCUAGAAGACAGGUGGUAGUGAGUCAGUGACACAAAUUGGGCAACAUUUUGACACUUUGAACCGGUGAGGGAAGACAGGGGAGGCGGUGGAAAGGAUUUUCUGAGGAGAUUCAGUAUUAGUAACAUUCUACCAAAGGUGGUGUAUUAGUCAUAAUUUGAUCACAUACAUUGUGAUUUUUCACUACUUCGAAAACACCCAAGCAACUGGCGGUUGUCUAAAAAUAGCAACAUCCAACGUUUUUAACUAGCGAACUACGGGUGUGUGGAGGCUUGGCCCUCCAACACGCAUGCGCGCGGUUCCCAGCCAAUCAGGGGCAAGCCUGACUGAGGCCCCACGUGAAUCACAAUUCACCUUAGAAGCUUCCAGGCGUCGAAACGAAGCGAAUUGGCAGAACAGCAAAAUGGCGCCUGCUGGCAGAAAGCAUUCUGGAAAGUUACGGAAUGUGUCCAUAGGCUCUCCCGAGAGAGCCUAUGACUUCCAGAAAGAAGUGGAAGAUUGCAGUGAGUCAGAGGAGGACAUUCUAGAAGGAAAAAUUCCAGUAGUUAACAAACGUGGGAAGAAAAGACCUUCAAGAUUAUUUGAAGAUGUGGGGGGCGAAGUACAGAGUAUGCUGGAACGGUUUGGAGCGGACAUUCAUAAGGCUCUUCUUGCCAAAAGAAAGAGACUAGAAAAUUACACCAAGGCUUCCUUCAAAAACAGUAAUCAGAUAAUUGAACAUUUUUGGAGAGCACAGCAAGAGAAAAGGCGGGAGCUUCACCAAGAGUUUUCUCAGCAGUUUCAAACUUUGUUUCAGCAAUGGGAUUUAGAUCUGCAGAACUCUGUGGAACAGGAAGAAAAGCUAACUAAUUUGUUUCGACAACAACAAAAGGCUUUUCAACAAUCUAGAAAUCUUCAAAGCCAGAGACUGAAAACAAUCAGACAGCUUUGUGAGCAGUUAAUAAAGAAUAUGGAGGACUUGGAAAAGAAUGAUGAAAAUCUAUUUAAUGGUACACAAACUGAAUUUAAGAAAGAAAUGGCCAUGUUGCAGAAAAAAAUUAUGAUGGAAACGCAGCAGCAAGAGAUGGCAAGUGUCCGCAAGUCUCUUCAAUCCGUGUUAUUCUGAUGACUCUUUGAAGAAAGAACUUGAACCUAAAUGACAGAAUGGAGUGAGACGUUAGCUUAUGUUAACACUUUAGAACAGUUUAGAAAUUGUAGUUUAAGUGGUAAUAUUCAUCUUUAAUUACUAGCUUAGUUCAGUGUAAGAUACCUCCUCUCUGUUAACAUCCAAAUAAAAUCCAAA
Messenger RNA from Ochotona curzoniae (black-lipped pika), 2829 nucleotides. RefSeq names its product synaptonemal complex protein 3 (gene SYCP3). The transcript has 9 exons. Gene Ontology annotation, cellular component: synaptonemal complex. Gene Ontology annotation, biological process: spermatid development; meiotic cell cycle. The record is from RefSeq and is a predicted model, not a curated record. The coding region runs from base 1837 to 2652 and encodes 271 amino acids. Lineage: Eukaryota; Metazoa; Chordata; Mammalia; Lagomorpha; Ochotonidae.